Molecule: messenger RNA, 1524 nt
Organism: Musa acuminata subsp. malaccensis (wild Malaysian banana)
Lineage: Eukaryota; Viridiplantae; Streptophyta; Magnoliopsida; Zingiberales; Musaceae
Product: 2-methylene-furan-3-one reductase
Molecular function (GO): oxidoreductase activity, acting on the CH-CH group of donors, NAD or NADP as acceptor; zinc ion binding
Source: RefSeq, a predicted model, not a curated record
CCUCCUUCCUGAUGCACACAACUUAUCCACACGUGGCAGCCGAGAAACAACCCGUUACGAGUGGAAGUUCACCCAUGGUCACUGGAAGGUGCUCGCAGCCUCUUCACAUUACAUGCACGCAAGCCCCCGCUGCCACUUGCAGGUAAGGCGAGCCCGGUCGGUGAGAUUAGUCGCAAUGGAAACCCUGCUCGCCGCAUUCAUCCCCUCGAAGACCCUUUCCCUUCCCUUCCCCAUUCAAACACCUUAUCUCAGGCCUUUAGCCUCGAUUCACUCGGUCUCCAUUAGAGAGAGAACUAGCACAACGAGAAGCAGAGCAGGAAGAGUUCAUAGGAUUCCGCUUGUCAGAGCCUCUGCCAGUUCUUCUUCCACAGAAACAGUCACAGCUGUUUCAGAGAUUCCGGCCAAGAUGAAGGCCUGGGUUUACGAUGAUUACGGUGCAGCGGACCUGUUGAGGCUCGACGAGGGUGUCUCGGUCCCGGAAGUGAAGGAGGACCAGGUCCUCAUCAAGGUCGUCGCUGCCGCCCUCAACCCGGUGGAUUACAAGAGAAGGCAAGGGAAAUUUAAGGCCACUGAUUCUCCCUUACCGACUGUUCCAGGUUAUGAUGUGGCUGGUGUAGUUGUAAAAGUAGGAAGCCAAGUAAAAAACCUGAAGGUAGGAGAUGAAGUAUAUGGGGACAUUAAUGAGAAAGCUUUAGAGAACCCAAAGCAGUUUGGAUCACUUGCUGAGUACACAUCUGUAGAGGAGAAAUUGUUAGCUUUAAAGCCCAAGAACAUAGACUUUGUACAGGCUGCUGGGCUACCUCUUGCAAUUGAAACAGCCAAUGAAGGCCUUGAAAGAUCUGGGUUUUCUGCUGGUAAAUCAAUCCUCGUACUGGGCGGUGCCGGUGGAGUUGGUUCUCUAGUAAUCCAGCUAGCUAAGCAUGUUUUUGGUGCAUCAAGGGUUGCUGCUACAGCCAGCACAGGAAAAUUGGAUUUACUGAAGAGCCUAGGAGCUGAUUUGGCUAUCGACUAUACCAAGGAGAACUUCGAGGAAUUGCCAGAGAAAUUUGAUGUGGUAUACGAUACUGUUGGUCAGUGUGAGAAAGCAGUGAAAGCGGUGAAAGAAGCCGGCAGCGUGGUGGUGCUGACUGGUGCCGUGACACCACCAGGCUUCCGAUUUGUUGUCACCUCUGAUGGGGCUGUUCUGUCAAAGCUGAAUACUUUCAUCGAGGACGGGAAAAUUAAGCCCGUAGUGGACCCAAAGGGUGCAUUCCCUUUCUCUAAACUAGUGGAGGCAUUCACCUAUCUUGAAACUGGGAGAGCAACUGGGAAAGUGGUGAUUCACCCAAUUCCAUGAAACACAGUAGCAGUUCUCAUUCUAGGAAGACCAAUAAAAUGAGGUAUAUGCCAUGAGAGUUCAGUACUAGGAAAGACCAAUAAAGCUGCUUUAGAAGAAGGCUCUUCUUUUGGCUACAGAGUUGUAAUUCCUAUCGUUCUUUCAUACUGUCUACGUGGUUAAUUGAGUAUUGCUGUUUUGCUUCAUCA